GUGUUCUCGACCAGAUCCACAUGCUCAAGAGGCUUCCGUCGGACGACGGGUGCUCUAACAGUGCUCCUGGGACCGGGAACGCGAGCGUGCCAUAGCCGUAAUAGCCAGUUGAGGCUGAGUGUCGCGAUCGUACCACCCCAACAAGCAUCGGCAUCGCCAGCGCGGUCACACUGGUCGCCACCAGAUCAUCGUAAUUUAAGCUCACGCUCGACGGGCUCUCGUGUUCUUUCUUAUACUCGGCAGCUGCGACUCUCUGGGCAACGCGCAUCUUUUUCCUCUUCCUCCUCCGUACCCGAUAAUUCGAGCAUGUCCGACAAGACCUCUUUCUACGAUCUCAAGGCUGAGCAGCCCGGUGGCAAGACGUUCGAGUUCGAGCAGCUCAAGGGCAAGGUCGUGUUGGUCGUCAACACCGCCAGCCAGUGUGGCUUCACCCCGCAGUACAAAGGCCUCCAAGAGCUGCACGACAAAUACAAAGACCAGGGCCUCGUCCUGCUCGGCUUCCCGUGCAACCAGUUCGGCGGGCAGGAGCCGCACGCGGACGACAAGAUCGCCGAGUUCUGCACGCUCAACCACGGCGUCAGCUUCCCGCUCAUGAAGAAGAGCGACGUGAACGGGGACGGCACCAACGAGGUGUUCAAGUGGCUCAAGAACGAGAAGGCGGGCAUCAUGGGCAUCCAGCGGAUCAAGUGGAACUUCGAGAAAUUCUUAGUGGGCAAGAACGGCGAGGUCAUUCAACGCUGGGCGUCGACAACGACACCCCAGGGUUUGGAGCCCACCAUCCAGCAGGCACUCGCUGCUUAGCUGUAGUGGAAAUUGAUAGACGGUCAUGUCAUUAUUUGUACAGUCUCAUACAUGCAGACAUUUGCUCCCCUCUAAUCUGGCCAAUACGGAGUUCCAGUAAACGUCCCCAGACACUGAUUGAGCUGGUAUAUGCGACGCUAAUCGGAUACGUGGAUGCUCCGGGCUCGUACAGUUCGCGAUGAAGUGCUUAUUCAUGUAAUGAUGCCCUCUUAUCCUAGAACCAAGUGCUGGCAAUUCAACACGAU
Molecule: messenger RNA, 1046 nt
Organism: Coniophora puteana RWD-64-598 SS2
Lineage: Eukaryota; Fungi; Basidiomycota; Agaricomycetes; Boletales; Coniophoraceae
Product: glutathione peroxidase
Exons: 4
Coding region: 307-801 (164 amino acids)
Biological process (GO): response to oxidative stress
Molecular function (GO): glutathione peroxidase activity
Source: RefSeq, a predicted model, not a curated record